AUGACACUCCUCCGAUUCGCGCCUUCGCCAACUGGCGCUCUGCAUCUGGGCGGCCUCAGGAUGGCCCUGUUCAACCACCUGUUUGCCAGGAAAGCAAAGGGAAAAUGGAUAUUGCGAAUAGAGGAUACAGAUGCGUCACGUAUGGUGCCUGGCUCUGUCGAGGGAAUCCAAAAGGCUCUGGAAUGGGCGGGAUUGAACUACGACUAUGGACCUGGCGUUGGUGGCCCACACGCUCCAUAUUUUCAAUCAGAAAGACUGGACCUUUACCGUUCCUACACCACAAAGUUACUCACCACUGGACAUGCAUACCGCUGCUUCUGCUCGGUAGACACCCUUACUCAAGUCCGCGAAAAGCUCGCUCGAACAGGCUCCAACUCCACUUAUGACCGACGAUGUCUCCAUCUGACAGAGGAGGAAGUUGCGCGUCGAGUUCGUGCAGGCGAAAAACACAUCAUAAGACUCAAUACAAGUGGGGUCUUUGCUCGACGUCCAGUGAUCGAUUUGGUAUUUGGUGGCCUUAAAGACGCCCACGGUUCCCUUUCUACGGAUCCUGUUCUCUUGAAGACCGAUGGGUACCCAACCUACCAUCUUGCGAAUGUCGUGGAUGACCAUACUAUGGGCAUAACUCAUGUUCUGCGCGGAGAGGAAUGGAUAACCUCUCUUCCUCUGCACCUUGACAUAUACUCUGCCCUCGGUGUUGAGCCCCCGCAGUAUGCUCAUAUUCCUAUUCUUGUCAACCCUGAUGGGACCAAGAUGAGCAAACGAAACGGAGAUGUCAAGGUCGCGGAUUACAUCGCGCGCGGGUGGGAAAAAGAUGCAGUUCUUAAUUGGCUUGCGCUUUCUGGCUGGGGAGCCCAACACGAGCAACAAGUCGUCGACGACUCGGUCACUGAACGAACGGUCAAGACAGCGCCGGAUAGCACUAAGGUCAUGAACAUAGACCAGCUCAUUUCAGAGUUCGACAUUGCGGCAUUGACACACCGAUCUUCGUCUUUAGAUCAAGGCAAACUGGCAUAUCUCAAUCGGCAACACCUGCUCCAAGGUGCCUCCACGCCCUCUGGUCUGGCUGAUGUCGCUUCAAGAGUCAGGUCCUGGCUGGACGAGAGCAAACCUCUGGGCGAGAUAAGUCUCGAGUACACAUUCCCCGAAUACAUCGAGAAGGUUAUUCGUGUCCUAGACACCCGGGCCACCAACAUCCGCGACAUAGUCACCCUAGCGCCAUACCUUUUCGUCGAGCCCGACUAUUCCACUGAUGAUGCGCGCGAAAUGGUCCGAAAAAUCCAACAAGAGGAACGAAGCAGCGUAGUGAAGGAAUUCGGUGAAGAUUUAGAGAACAUCCAGUCGUGGGACUCGAGCUCCCUCAAUGAAUGUAUUUCUUGCGCAAAAAAACGCUCCAAGGUGCUAUUACCAGCCGUGAGGCAUGCAUUGACCGCAGUGAAGGAUGGCCCUCCCAUUGUGGAUCUUUUGCUGGUACUGGGAAGGAAGCGCAGUGCUACCCGUAUGCUGGCUGCGGCGAUGGAUUCAGGGUACCUUCCCUUGCAGUAG
Mycena indigotica is the source of this 1545-nucleotide messenger RNA. Its product is annotated as tRNA-synt-1c domain-containing protein. NCBI's taxonomy places the organism in Eukaryota, Fungi, Basidiomycota, Agaricomycetes, Agaricales, Mycenaceae. The record is from RefSeq and is a predicted model, not a curated record. Gene Ontology annotation, biological process: glutamyl-tRNA aminoacylation. The transcript is spliced from 13 exons. Gene Ontology annotation, molecular function: tRNA binding; zinc ion binding; glutamate-tRNA ligase activity. Bases 1 to 1545 code for a protein of 514 amino acids.